Sorghum bicolor (sorghum) is the source of this 811-nucleotide messenger RNA. RefSeq lists its product as uncharacterized. The record is from RefSeq and is a predicted model, not a curated record. The transcript has a single exon. Lineage: Eukaryota; Viridiplantae; Streptophyta; Magnoliopsida; Poales; Poaceae. Bases 106 to 414 code for a protein of 102 amino acids.
GCCGGCCGAGCUCAGCUUUGAACUCUGUAGACCUGCCUUGCAGUUCUUGUCUUGUAGAGUCGUCCGCCGCCCACCUGCCACCACCCAAAACGAAGCGCAACAACCAUGGCCACCUCGCUCGCCUGUGCUGGCUUCUUCUUCGACACCGAGCCGAUCGGCGAGCCCCGCCUGCCCGCGUUGAACGCGUGCGCGCUCUGCUCCAAGCCGCUCACCUGCAACAGCGACAUCUUCAUGUACAAGGGCGACACCCCGUUCUGCAGCGAGGACUGCCGCUACGAGCCGAUGCACCACGACGCGGCCUACGCGCGGCAGGCCGCCAGCAGCAGCAGCAGCCGGCGGAAGCAGCAGCAGUCGCAGCGGAGCAGAGGGGCCUCUGUGGCCGCCAAGGCGGAGGACGUGUACGUGGCCAGCUAGUUAAAAAGCAAGCAGAGCAAAGAAGAUCGUGCUGGUUCGAGCAGCUACAGCUGCAAGAGAUCCCGUUGUGCCGUUUGGCGGCCGGCGCUGCGCCUGACAACGAGUUUUGGGCGCGGGACAGAGGAGAGUAGGGGAUGGAUCUGAUGACUGAAGAAGGCGAUUAGCACAGAUCGACCUGAGCUUGCUCCCCUUGUUUCUGUUUCCCCCGGUUGGAUCUUUUGGGUUGUGUGGGGGUAGAGGUUGAGGCCUGAGGGUGUGUGCGAGAGCACCGUCGAUUUGUAAAUUUACGCGGCAUCUUCAGUAUGUUAUGAUAGUCAUGAAAUCUUGAUCGCUAACGUAUCUUUGUUCCUGACUUGUUUUUUGUAUGUGCUUUUAUAUGAUCUCAGUGAUUACUUUU